Messenger RNA from Carlito syrichta (Philippine tarsier), 787 nucleotides. RefSeq names its product chymotrypsinogen B2-like. Gene Ontology annotation, molecular function: serine-type endopeptidase activity. The transcript has 5 exons. Lineage: Eukaryota; Metazoa; Chordata; Mammalia; Primates; Tarsiidae. The record is from RefSeq and is a predicted model, not a curated record. Bases 1 to 720 code for a protein of 239 amino acids. Gene Ontology annotation, biological process: proteolysis.
AUGGCCUUCCUCUGGCUGCUCUCCUGCUGGGCCCUCCUGGGCACCGCCCUCAGCUGCGGGGUCCCCGCCAUCCACCCCGUGCUGAGUGGCCUGUCCAGGAUCGUCAAUGGGGAGGACGCUGUCCCCGGCUCCUGGCCCUGGCAGGUGUCCCUGCAGGUGAGAGGGGGAUUCUGUCCGUGUGGGGGGUACAGCGGGUGGCGGCCAGGUGGGGGAGCUGCCUCAGCCCGCUCUGGCCGCCCGCAGGUCUUCAAGAACCCCAAGUUCAGCAUGCUCACCGUGCGCAACGACAUCACCCUGCUGAAGCUGGCCACGCCCGCCCAGUUCUCCCAGACCGUGUCCGCCGUGUGCCUGCCCAGCGCCGACGACGACUUCCCCGCGGGCACGCUGUGCGCCACCACGGGCUGGGGCAAGACCAAGUACAACGCCCUCAAGACCCCCGACAAGCUGCAGCAGGCGGCCCUGCCCCUCCUGUCCAAUGCCGACUGCAAGAAGUUCUGGGGAAGCAAGAUCACCGACGUGAUGGUCUGUGCUGGGGCCAGCGGCGUCUCCUCCUGCAUGGGUGACUCCGGCGGCCCCCUGGUCUGCCAGAAGGACGGAGCCUGGACCCUGGUGGGCAUCGUGUCCUGGGGCAGUGGCACGUGCUCCACCUCCAGCCCUGGAGUGUAUGCCCGCGUCACUGAGCUCAUGCCCUGGGUGCAGGAGAUCCUGGCGGCCAACUGAGUCUGUGGCCCACCCUGGCCUCCCCCUCCCUGCUCCCCCCAGAGCCUCAGUAAACCCGUGGAACACA